AUGAGAGAGUGCAUUUCGAUUCACAUUGGUCAGGCCGGUAUUCAGGUCGGCAAUUCUUGCUGGGAGCUUUACUGCCUCGAGCACGGCAUUCAGCCUGAUGGCCAGAUGCCAAGUGAUAAAACUGUCGGCGGAGGAGAUGAUGCUUUUAACACCUUUUUCAGUGAAACUGGUGCGGGAAAGCACGUACCUCGUGCCAUCUUUGUUGAUCUUGAGCCUACUGUGAUUGAUGAAGUGAGGACUGGAGCAUACCGCCAGCUUUUCCAUCCUGAGCAACUAAUCAGUGGAAAGGAAGAUGCUGCCAACAACUUCGCUCGUGGUCACUACACCAUUGGGAAAGAGAUUGUUGAUCUUUGUUUGGAUCGAAUUCGAAAGUUAGCUGAUAACUGCACUGGCCUUCAAGGGUUCUUGGUGUUCAAUGCUGUUGGAGGUGGUACUGGUUCUGGUCUCGGGUCACUUCUCUUGGAGAGGCUCUCUGUUGAUUAUGGAAAAAAAUCAAAGCUGGGUUUCACUGUCUAUCCCUCACCUCAGGUUUCGACAUCAGUUGUAGAACCUUACAACAGCGUCCUUUCAACUCACUCUCUCCUUGAGCAUACUGAUGUUUCGGUGCUCCUCGACAAUGAGGCCAUCUAUGACAUUUGUAGGCGCUCUCUUGACAUUGAGCGUCCCACUUAUACCAAUCUCAACCGCCUUGUUUCUCAGGUGAUCUCAUCUUUGACAGCCUCAUUGAGGUUUGAUGGAGCUCUUAAUGUGGAUGUUACUGAGUUCCAAACCAACUUGGUUCCAUACCCUAGGAUCCAUUUCAUGCUUUCCUCUUAUGCCCCUGUUAUCUCAGCAGAGAAGGCAUACCAUGAGCAGCUCUCUGUGGCUGAGAUUACAAACAGUGCUUUUGAGCCAUCAUCCAUGAUGGCUAAGUGUGACCCCCGCCAUGGCAAGUACAUGGCUUGCUGCCUGAUGUAUAGAGGUGAUGUUGUGCCCAAAGAUGUGAAUGCCGCUGUGGCCACCAUCAAGACCAAGCGCACAAUACAGUUUGUUGACUGGUGUCCAACUGGAUUCAAGUGUGGUAUCAACUACCAGCCACCAACUGUUGUUCCAGGAGGCGACCUUGCUAAGGUUCAGAGAGCUGUGUGCAUGAUUUCCAAUUCCACAAGUGUUGCAGAAGUCUUCUCUCGCAUUGACCUUAAGUUUGAUCUCAUGUAUGCAAAGCGUGCUUUUGUGCACUGGUAUGUUGGUGAGGGUAUGGAGGAAGGAGAGUUCUCAGAGGCUCGUGAGGAUCUUGCUGCCCUGGAGAAGGAUUAUGAGGAGGUUGGUGCUGAGUCAGCCGAAGGAGAUGAUGGUGAUGAAGGAGAGGAGUACUGA
Dovyalis caffra is the source of this 1356-nucleotide messenger RNA. Lineage: Eukaryota; Viridiplantae; Streptophyta; Magnoliopsida; Malpighiales; Salicaceae. The record is from the annotation of a GenBank genome assembly.